AUGUCCUUAAAAGAUAAAGUUGCCCUAAUAACUGGCUCCACUUCUGGCAUUGGAAAAGCCAUAGCAUUGAAACUGUCAUCAAUGGGAGCAUCGGUUGUCAUCACUGGUAGAGAUGAACAGCGAAUCGACGAAGUGGUCGACGAAUGCAGACAACUGACAGCUGGCGGUGACGGACAACAAACAACAGCUAUCGGUGUUUGUGCCGACAUAUUGCUCGACGAAGAUAUCAAUAAACUGUCGGACACUGUGCUGUCAGUGUACGGCAAAUGCGAUAUAUUGGUCAACAACGCCGGUGUCUAUCGGUUAGCUGGCUUUGGUUCGGCCAACUAUAUGGACACCUAUGACGAGGAGAUGAAAUUUUUACGAUCCGCUCAACUGUUGACAAAAUUGUUGACCCAAUCGCUUAUCGACAGUAAGGGUAGUAUUGUUAACAUAUCGUCAUAUUAUGAUAAUCCGUUUCCGCUUGCAUUGGCUAAUAAUAUUAACAAAGUUUGUACAGAUAUGCUAACUAAAUGUCUGGCACUGGAGUUAAAACCUAACGGUGUUUGCGUUAAUAGUAUCAGUCCCGGUCUUAUAUCGACGCCAUUAGUAACUAAUAACCCAAUGCUAAGCAAAUGGGUUUUAUCGCCAGAUUUUAUUGAGAAAAUUGCUUUAAGACGAGUCGGUAGACCCGAUGAUGUGGCCAAUGCCGUGGCUUUUCUAGUCGACGACAAGUCGGCUAUAAUUACAGGAUUAAAACUUGCUGUAGACGGCGGUCAUUAA
Messenger RNA from Oppia nitens, 762 nucleotides. RefSeq names its product 3-oxoacyl-[acyl-carrier-protein] reductase FabG-like. The transcript is spliced from 4 exons. NCBI's taxonomy places the organism in Eukaryota, Metazoa, Arthropoda, Arachnida, Sarcoptiformes, Oppiidae. The record is from RefSeq and is a predicted model, not a curated record. The coding region runs from base 1 to 762 and encodes 253 amino acids.